Trichoplusia ni (cabbage looper) is the source of this 950-nucleotide messenger RNA. It is a transcript of the gene Vha13, whose product is annotated as V-type proton ATPase subunit G. Gene Ontology annotation, biological process: proton transmembrane transport. Gene Ontology annotation, molecular function: proton-transporting ATPase activity, rotational mechanism. The transcript is spliced from 4 exons. NCBI's taxonomy places the organism in Eukaryota, Metazoa, Arthropoda, Insecta, Lepidoptera, Noctuidae. Gene Ontology annotation, cellular component: vacuolar proton-transporting V-type ATPase complex. The record is from RefSeq and is a predicted model, not a curated record. The coding region runs from base 79 to 432 and encodes 117 amino acids.
GUGACGACCGUCUACUGCGCCUAUUGAUUUGUGUCUCGGUCUUGGUUCUAGCUCGACUUAGUUUUGUGUGUAUCAGACAUGGCGAGCCAGACACAGGGAAUCCAACAACUGUUGGCAGCUGAAAAGCGUGCUGCCGAAAAGGUUUCAGAGGCGAGGAAGCGGAAAGCGAAACGCCUAAAGCAGGCCAAGGAGGAGGCUCAAGAUGAGGUAGAAAAGUACAGACAGGAGCGCGAGAGGCAGUUCAAAGAAUUUGAGGCCAAGCACAUGGGCACCCGAGAGGGUGUUGCCAACAAGAUCGAGGCAGAAACCAAGGUGAAGAUCGAAGAGAUGAACACAAUGGUGCAACAGCAGCAAGAAGCAGUGAUCAAGGACAUUCUCAAUCUGGUGUACGACAUCAAGCCUGAGCUGCACAUCAACUACCGCUUAUCUUAAGCGUUUAAACUUAUAACACCUAUUAAUCGCGUAUUAAACUCUUUGCGAUCAUUCAUCUAGUUGUUAUUGUUAUUUCAGUUCGUUGAUAGGCACUUAGGCGCGGCAGAGUUAAACACGCGGGAACUACGGGACAGUUCUCUAUCGUAACAGUUCUAACAUGGCGGGAAUCAUGCGACGCCAUUUGCAAUUCUUGACACCCCAGUAUUUUGGCGGGUAAUGAACACUCACUGUCAGUGAACGCGUCGAUUUACUAAUUACUGGAAAUGGGUGUAACUGUUUGUACCGCGAUAAAUAUCUGUCCGUUAGCUGUAAAUACAAAGUAUUGCUUGGUUUCGCCCUAUUUAUAAAAUUUAAUCAAUCAAUAUUCUUUAAGCGUUAAGAGAUCAGCUCGGUAUCAUUCCAAAUACGUUCGAAGGUCCGAUUAUGAACACACAAAAAAAGUAAUGUAUCUAAUAAUCUUAAAUUGUAUGUUAUUCAAUGUUGUAUGUUGAAUAGAAAAUAUAUAAAGUUAUAAAAUA